Messenger RNA from Mus pahari (shrew mouse), 3850 nucleotides. RefSeq names its product nuclear transcription factor, X-box binding 1 (gene Nfx1). The transcript has 24 exons. The record is from RefSeq and is a predicted model, not a curated record. NCBI's taxonomy places the organism in Eukaryota, Metazoa, Chordata, Mammalia, Rodentia, Muridae. Gene Ontology annotation, cellular component: nucleus. Gene Ontology annotation, molecular function: DNA-binding transcription factor activity, RNA polymerase II-specific; zinc ion binding; RNA polymerase II transcription regulatory region sequence-specific DNA binding. Gene Ontology annotation, biological process: negative regulation of transcription by RNA polymerase II. The coding region runs from base 203 to 3547 and encodes 1114 amino acids.
ACCCCCGCUUCCGCCCGGGGCCGGCGCAUCUGUCUGACGUCCCAAAUGCGCCAUUUCACUGUGUGCUCAGGUAGCACCACCCCCUCGGCCGUCCACGGGCGCGUAGGAGCGACCGGUCUCUCGGCGCCGGAAAUCCGGGACACGUGACCAGGUGACAGCCUUCGCUCGCUGGCGGGGCUCGCUUGCGGUGCUGCGGCACGGGAUGGCGGAGGCGCCUCCGGUCUCAGGCACUUUUAAAUUCAAUACAGAUGCUGCUGAGUUCAUUCCUCAGGAGAGAAAAACGUCUGGUCUAAAUUGUGGGACCCAAAGAAGACUAGAUUCUAGUAGGAUUGGCAGAAGAAAUUAUAGUUCCUCGCCUCCAUGUCACCUUCCUAGACAAAUCCCUUAUGAAGACAUCUCUGCUGUUCAUCAGCACAGUUAUGCCUCUGGAAGCAAACCUAAGACUCCCCAGGGUUUUUUCCAGUCGUCUAAUAAAUCACUCAAGAACCAUGGCCUUCAGAAUCAGCCAUGGCAGAAAUCAAGGAAUGAAAAGCACCAACACAGAAAUAAGAAAGCACAAGGGCUCACUGAGCAGACGUCAGAUACGUCUAGUCUAGAAAGUGUAGCCAGAUCAGAGAGUGGAACAAACCCCAGAGAACACAGCCCUUCCGAGAGUGAGAAGGAGGUGGUUAUUGCAGACCCCAGGGGAGCGAAACCCAAAAAGGCAGCACAGCUUACAUACAACUAUGGCAGAGGACCAAAGGCCAAAGGGAGACUCAGAAGCGAGUGGGGUAAUAGAAUGAGCCCAAAGUCUGAGGACGAAAAUACCAGAUCUGUGGCGAUUUCCCACACUGACUCUUCAGAUGCCUCCUGUAGAAAACCUGCAAUGGAUCCAUGUGUGUGCAGGCGGAAUGAGCAGAGAAGAUAUCCCCAGAAAAGGCCUCCCUGGGAAGUGGAAGGGGCCAGACCACGGCCAGGCAGGAACCCACCAAAACAGGAAAGUCAGCGGCAUAUAAAUGCAGGGCCCAAAAACAGCAUGUCCCCCAUUCCAAAGGAUAAUCUGAGAGAAAGACCAAGGAAGUCAGCCUGUGACACUGGGAAUUUGGCAGUUGUCAGCAAGUCUUCCAGAAGGGUUGACCAAGAGAAAACUACUGUAAGGAGACAGGAUCCCCAAGUGCUAUCUCCUCUCCCCAGAGGCAAACAGAACCAUAUGCUGAAGAAUGUGGAAACACAUACAGGUUCCCUGAUUGAACAGCUAACCACAGAAAAGUACGAGUGUAUGGUGUGCUGUGAGUUGGUUCAGGUCACAGCCCCGGUGUGGAGCUGUCAGAGCUGUUUUCAUGUCUUUCAUCUGAACUGCAUCAAGAAAUGGGCACGCUCUCCAGCAUCGCAUGCAGAUGGCCAGAGCGGUUGGAGGUGUCCUGCUUGUCAGAAUGUUUCUGCACAUGUUCCUAAUACCUAUACUUGUUUCUGUGGCAAAGUAAAGAAUCCUGAAUGGAGCAGAAAUGAAAUUCCACAUAGUUGUGGUGAGGUUUGUAGAAAGAAACAGCCUGGCCAGGACUGUCCACAUUCCUGUAACCUUCUCUGCCAUCCUGGACCCUGCCCACCCUGCCCUGCUUUUACAACUAAAACAUGUGAAUGUGGACGGACCAGGCACACGGUUCGCUGUGGUCAGCCUGUCUCAGUCCACUGUUCUAAUGCAUGUGAGAAUAUUUUGAACUGUGGUCAGCACCACUGUGCUGAGCUGUGCCAUGGGGGUCAAUGCCAGCCUUGUCGGAUCAUACUAAACCAGGUGUGCUACUGUGGCAGCACCUCCCGAGAUGUGUUGUGUGGAACCGAUGUGGGAAAGUCUGAUGGAUUUGGGGACUUCAGCUGUUUAAAGAUAUGUGGCAAGGACUUGAAGUGUGGGAGCCAUACCUGUUCUCAGGUUUGCCACCCUCAGCCCUGUCAGCCUUGCCCACGGCUCCCCCAUUUGGUGCGAUACUGCCCUUGUGGCCAAACACCGCUCAGCCAGUUGCUGGAGCAUGGAAGUAAUGCUCGGAAAACAUGCAUGGAUCCUGUCCCUUCCUGUGGAAAAGUGUGUGGCAAACCCUUGUCCUGUGGUUCCUCAGAUUUCAUCCACACCUGUGAAAAGCUCUGCCAUGAAGGAGACUGUGGGCCGUGCUCUCGCACAUCAGUCAUUUCCUGCAGAUGCUCCUUCAGAACAAAGGAGCUUCCGUGUACCAGUCUUAAAAGUGAAGAUGCUACAUUUAUGUGCGACAAACGGUGUAACAAGAAACGAUUGUGCGGGCGACAUAAAUGUAACGAGAUCUGCUGUGUGGACAAGGAGCACAAGUGUCCUUUGAUUUGUGGGAGGAAACUCCGCUGUGGCCUUCAUCGGUGUGAAGAACCUUGUCAUCGAGGGAACUGUCAGACCUGCUGGCAAGCCAGCUUUGAUGAAUUAACCUGCCACUGUGGCGCCUCUGUGAUCUACCCACCAGUUCCCUGUGGGACUAGGCCUCCUGAGUGUACCCAAACCUGUGCCAGGAUCCAUGAAUGUGACCAUCCAGUAUAUCAUUCUUGUCAUAGUGAGGAGAAGUGUCCCCCUUGUACUUUCCUAACUCAGAAGUGGUGCAUGGGCAAGCAUGAGUUACGAAGCAACAUCCCCUGUCACCUGGUUGACAUCUCUUGCGGAUUACCCUGCAGUGCCAUGCUACCCUGUGGGAUGCACAAAUGUCAAAGACUCUGUCACAAAGGAGAAUGUCUUGUGGAUGAGGCCUGCAAGCAGCCCUGUACCACACCCAGAGCUGACUGUGGCCACCCAUGUAUGGCACCCUGCCACCCCAGUUUACCCUGCCCUGUGACCGCUUGUAAAGCCAAGGUGGAGUUACAGUGCGAAUGUGGAAGAAGGAAGGAGAUGAUGAUUUGCUCUGAAGCAUCAGGGACUUAUCAAAGAAUAGCUGCUAUUUCUAUGGCCUCUAAAAUAAUGGACAUGCAGCUUGGAGACUCGGUGGAGAUCAGCAAGUUCAUUACCAAGAAGGAAGUCCAACAAGCCAGGCUGCAGUGUGAUGAGGAGUGUGCUGCCCUGGAAAGGAGAAAGAGAUUGGCAGAGGCCUUCGACAUCACUGACGAUUCUGAUCCUUUCAAUGUACGUUCUUCAGCAUCAAAAUUCAGUGACAGUUUGAAAGACGAUGCCAGGAAAGACUUAAAGUUUGUCAGUGACGUUGAGAAGGAAAUGGAAACGCUCGUGGAGGCCGUGGAUAAGGGCAAGAGUAACAAGAAAAGCCACUGCUUCCCCCCCAUGAACAGAGACCACCGCCGAAUCAUCCAUGACCUGGCCCAGGUUUAUGGCCUGGAGAGCGUAAGCUACGACAGCGAACCAAAGCGCAACGUCGUGGUGACUGCCAUCAGAGGGAAGUCCGUUUGUCCUCCUACCACGCUGACCAGUGUGAUUGAAAGGGAGUCACAGACACGGCCUCCACCACCAAUUCCUCAUCACCGACACCAGGCAGACAAGGCUCCCGGGAGCAGUAAUUUACAGAAGAUACUGAAGGAGCCCGUGAUCGACUACUUUGAUGUCCAGGACUGAGAAGAUAGAUAGAUUUAGAUAGAAGAGUGAUUCUGUGUAGUGGAGGAGACUCAUUUGCCAGCAGAUAAAUCAUGCUCAUUCCUCCUGCCUGGCAGAACCCCAACACACAUGCUGUCUUGUACGGAUACAGCCAAAGCAUGAGUGUGUCAGAACCCCGUCUGCUCCUGUCCACAGACCUCUGGCUGUGUGGCCACUGGAUUUUUAAUCGUGUGUUUGAAGAGGCUUCUCACACAUCACUGUGAUUACUAAGAGAUUGGGGGAAUAUCAGAUUUUAUUUGGAUAAAUCAGAAUUUUUAUUCCAAA